Molecule: messenger RNA, 1785 nt
Organism: Elaeis guineensis (African oil palm)
Lineage: Eukaryota; Viridiplantae; Streptophyta; Magnoliopsida; Arecales; Arecaceae
Product: 3-ketoacyl-CoA thiolase 2, peroxisomal
Biological process (GO): fatty acid beta-oxidation; phenylacetate catabolic process
Cellular component (GO): peroxisome
Molecular function (GO): acetyl-CoA C-acyltransferase activity
Source: RefSeq, a predicted model, not a curated record
UGACCAACUCUCCCCUCUCUCUCUCUAAUCUUUCCUCACCGGAAGAAGUCUUAGCCCAAAAGGCUUGAUUGCUUGUACAAAUAUUUAUACAUUGGCAUGCCUCGUCUCAUGAGCUAGAGAGAAAGAGAGAAGGGGAAUACAAGCCAGGAAAGGGAAAUGGAGAAAGCCAUCAACAGGCAAAGAGUCCUCCUCCAGCAUCUCCGUCCCUCCUCCGGCUCCGAUGACCGUCCGGCGCUCACUACUUCGAUUUGUGCUGCUGGGGACAGCGCAGCAUACCAGAGGAGUUCUUGUUUCGGAGAUGAUGUUGUUAUCGUCGCUGCUUGUCGGACUGCAAUUUGCAAGUCCAAUCGAGGGGGCUUUAAGAAUACACACCCUGAAGACCUGUUAGCACCUCUUCUUAAGGCAUUGUUGGAUAAGACCAAAGUCAACCCAAGUGAAGUUGGUGAUAUUGUUGUCGGUACUGUAUUGGCACCUGGAUCCCAAAGAGCAAUUGAAUGCAGGAUGGCAGCAUUUUAUGCUGGUUUCCCUGAAACUGUUCCUCUCAGAACGGUGAACCGGCAAUGUUCAUCUGGACUUCAGGCUGUUGCUGAUAUUGCUGCUGCUAUUAAAUCUGGGUUUUAUGAGAUUGGUAUUGCAGCUGGGAUGGAAUCUAUGACUGUAGAUAAAAUUGGCUGGAUUGGGCAAACUAAUCCUAGAGCAGAGAUGUUUGCACAAGCCAAAGACUGCCUUCUUCCCAUGGGCAUGACUUCUGAGAUUGUUGCAGAGCGUUAUGGCAUAACACGACAGGAGCAAGAUCAAGCUGCUGUUGAAUCUCAUAGGCGGGCAGCUGCAGCAACUGCUGCUGGCAAAUUUAAGGAAGAAAUCAUUCCUGUUACUACAAAGAUCAUAGACCCAAAAACUGGAGAGGAAAAGCAAGUCAUAAUUUCUGUGGAUGAUGGAAUUCGACCAGACACAUCAAUGUCUGUUCUUGCAAAACUAAAACCAGCAUUUAAGAAGGAUGGGAGCACAACUGCUGGCAAUGCUAGUCAAGUGAGUGAUGGUGCUGGAGCAGUGCUUCUCAUGAGAAGAGAUGUUGCAAUGCAAAAGGGACUCCCAAUACUAGGAGUAUUCAGGAGCUUUGCUGCGGUCGGAGUGGAUCCUGCUGUAAUGGGAAUUGGUCCUGCAGUUGCAAUACCUGCUGCAGUGAAAGCUGCCGGUCUUCAAAUUGAUGAUAUUGACCUUUUUGAAAUUAAUGAGGCAUUUGCCUCCCAAUAUGUAUAUUGCUGCAAAAAGCUGGAGCUAGAUCCUUCAAAAGUAAACGUUAAUGGUGGUGCUAUGGCUUUUGGGCAUCCAUUGGGUGCUACAGGUGCCCGCUGUGUGAGCACUCUUCUAAAUGAGAUGAAGCGCAGAGGCAAGGACUGCCGUUUUGGAGUGAUUUCUAUGUGCAUAGGUUCUGGCAUGGGAGCUGCAGCUGUUUUUGAGCGAGGAGAUGUGGUAGAUCAACUCAGUAAUGCCAGGAGGAUCCAGUCCAACAACCAGUUGUCCAAGGAUGCCAUGUAGCCUUCAACCUUGAUGAGUUUAUAACUGCGUAGUGAAGUAUUGCCUUUAUACUGCAAGCUUUGGAAAGUGAUAAACGUCCUCAUCAACUGUAAUUGUCCUUUGCAAAAAUAAUAAGCAUCGUAGAGAGUUAGGUGAUACCCUGCCUUAAAGUUGGUUAAUGAGCCUCCAUAGACCAUCCAUUGUUUGGACAAUGAUGUAUGUCUUAUUGAUUAUAAGGAAUGCCCUUUUUCUCUGGUUAUUGGCAAA